UCCUUAACAGUUAACACCGUCCCAAAUUCUCGCUGCCGGUUCCGACGCCAAUUUCUCAACGAAUAAUUUAGGUUUUACCCAAUUAGAACGUUCCUCAUUUUAACUCUCUCUCUCUCUCUCUGUAUAUAUAAUUUUUCCCGGAAUUAAAGGCUCAGGCAAAGAGAUUUGUCGCAAAAGUUAUUGGGAUAGAAAAGUUUUGAUGGAGGUUUGAAGGGAAUGAGCGGUGCUUUCUCUCUCGUUCUCCGAGAAAGAGAGAGAAAGCGUGGGAAAAUCUUUAAAUCAAUGUUGUUGGUUUGGUUCGUUAUCGCGAAGCAGUAAAACCAGAGCUUUCUAUCUCAUUUUCCGUGGGGUUUCCGAGAAAAGGAGUAAGACAUAAAAAGGGGAGAAAGAAAAUCUGUAAAGAAAAAUUUGAGAAUUGAGAGAAACUAUACGGUAUCUAUGGCGUUCCUUGCCUUGGCUUCUUUGCCUGAUACGUGGUUGUGAGAGUGAAAUUGAAGCGAAUGCGAUACAGAAAUGAACGAAGAUAUGGAGGAGAUUGUUAUGGAAUCGUUCGUGGCUGAAGAAAUUGAUCUCGAUUACGAGUUCGAUGCGGCUACGUUCUAUGAUUUCACCCGGGCGGAGACUGAUCUCGAGGCUAUAAAAGCCGAGCGCUGGUUCGAAUCCGCACAGAGUUAUCCGCCUUCGCCUCUCAUCGUCAAGUUGAAAAAGUGGGGGAAAGACCUUCCUGUAGAAAGUAGAAACACCGAAACGAGGAACUCCAGUGGCAAUGGCUUUAACAAAGGAUUUCAUUUUUAUAAGCAGAUGGCUGAAGCAGGGCCAAAAGCCAAAACAAAGUCCCCAGUCAAGCCGACAUUAUCGAGGAGUUCUACCUUAAUGAAACCAACAGCAAGUCACUUGGCCAAGCAGAAGAAACCUGGAGUUCAUUCUACCCGAUUUUUGAGUAGUUGGUGUUCCCCCAAUUGGGUCUCACCAAAGAUCGGUAAAUGAGACCGUGUAUAUUCAAUUGGAAAACUCUUUCUUUCAGGCGUUUUUGCACACCGAAGCUGACAUGGAAUGUGAUUUAAUGAAACGGUUUGUUUUCGUUUUACUUUCAGUUAAUGAGUUUUGGGCGGGAUGGGAAUUUAAAUGAAAGAGGACGGUACGUUAGCUUAUGUUAACUAAUCUAGCAGGCUUUCACUUCAGACAAACCAUGAUGGCUGGUUGAAUCAUUAACCUGCCAAAGAGUGCAGGGGAGGAGGAGCAUUGCUUUGCAAGUUUAAAAAUGGUGGCUUAUGGAGUUCUCUAAAUUUAUUGAAAGUAUCUCCAUAUAAUAUGGGAGCUGUACAUGGAAGACAAAACUUAAAAAAAUAUUGUCUGUCUCACUUUUAAUUCCUACUUAGAAUUUUCAAUAUUUUAUUCAAUGUGUCUUGGAAUUUUUAUCAAA
Juglans regia (Persian walnut) is the source of this 1423-nucleotide messenger RNA. RefSeq lists its product as uncharacterized. Gene Ontology annotation, cellular component: nuclear microtubule; mitotic spindle. Bases 514 to 987 code for a protein of 157 amino acids. Lineage: Eukaryota; Viridiplantae; Streptophyta; Magnoliopsida; Fagales; Juglandaceae. The record is from RefSeq and is a predicted model, not a curated record. The transcript is spliced from 4 exons. Gene Ontology annotation, biological process: regulation of mitotic spindle organization; activation of protein kinase activity; mitotic spindle assembly. Gene Ontology annotation, molecular function: protein kinase activator activity; microtubule binding.